GUUUGAUAAUAACAAUCAAAGAACAUUCGCCAGCAGACCAGACCUAACUAAAAACAUGGCAAAGCAUCAUCCAGAUUUAAUUUUCUGCAGGAAACAGCCCGGAGUCGCUAUUGGACGUUUAUGUGAGAAAUGUGACGGAAAAUGUGUGAUUUGCGAUUCUUAUGUGCGUCCGUGCACGUUGGUUCGUAUUUGUGACGAGUGCAACUAUGGCUCGUAUCAGGGGCGAUGUGUGAUUUGCGGCGGGCCUGGAGUAUCUGAUGCUUAUUAUUGUAAGGAGUGCACGAUACAGGAGAAGGAUAGAGAUGGCUGUCCAAAGAUUGUCAAUUUGGGAAGCUCUAAAACAGAUCUGUUCUACGAGAGAAAGAAAUAUGGGUUUAGGAGACACUAGCAUUAGGUUUCUUUUUAGUUUUUAAAUAUUAAUUUCUGCAAAGUUUCUGUUAUUUAAAAUAAUAAAAACAGAGGUUUUUCUCAACUAAAGUUUGAUUGAAAUACAAGUUUGUUUUUAUCAACUACUUUGUUGUUGACUUUUUAAAGCCAACGGCUAUUAUGAUCAAGUAUGGUUUUCAAUGUCUAAAGAGUUGCAGCUCGGGUCCAAGAGAAAUUCACAUAUAUUUUUUUAAAUUCAUUCAUUUAUACAAUUGGAUUGUUGUUAUCGAUGAUAUCUGUUAUUUUUUUACAAUUUUUUUUAUCCUUUGUUUAUUCAAUGCAGAUUAGUUUUCAUUUUCCAACUAGAAAGAAAAUACUUGAAAAAUACAUUUAGUUUUUGCAUUUAAAUUAUUAAGAUUCAUUUUUAUUUUUUAUUUUUCUACUAAAUUGUCAAUAAAGAUAUUUUUGACUACCAUGUGCUCUGUAAAACUACAGACAAUAUGUUAGCAAUAUUCAUGUAUGUAAUGAGAGUGAUUGUACUGUGUGAAUGUUGUCUGUCAUAUUUUGAAAACUAUGUUUCUAGUGUGUACUUACAUUAAGACAUUAUGUAAUUAUUAAUAAAUGCAUUGGUAUUACACA
Molecule: messenger RNA, 1005 nt
Organism: Bombyx mori (domestic silkworm)
Lineage: Eukaryota; Metazoa; Arthropoda; Insecta; Lepidoptera; Bombycidae
Gene: Phf5a
Product: PHD finger protein 5A
Exons: 3
Coding region: 56-388 (110 amino acids)
Biological process (GO): mRNA splicing, via spliceosome
Cellular component (GO): precatalytic spliceosome; U2 snRNP; catalytic step 2 spliceosome
Source: RefSeq, marked provisional